GAGUCCGUUGCCGAAGAGAAGAACGAAUUACUUCAAGAAUUAAGCGAAGGGGACCUAUACACGAAACUUAAAAAACUCCAACGACACCUUGAAUUUCUUGAAUUGCAGGAAGAAUAUAUAAAGGACGAGCAAAAAAACUUGAAACGUGAAUUGAUCAGGGCUCAAGAGGAAGUCAAACGAAUUCAGUCUGUACCUUUGGUAAUCGGACAAUUUUUGGAACCUAUUGAUCAGCACACUGGAAUUGUGGGAUCUACUACCGGAUCAAAUUAUGUGGUUCGAAUUCUAAGCACCAUUGACCGAGAAUUACUUAAGCCAUCAUCCUCCGUUGCACUUCAUCGUCAUUCCAACUCAUUAGUUGAUGUAUUACCUCCCGAAGCAGAUAGUAGCAUCGCUAUGCUUGGAACAGACGAAAAGCCAGAUGUAACAUACGCAGAUGUGGGGGGACUAGAUAUUCAAAAACAAGAAAUUCGAGAAGCAGUAGAAUUACCGUUAACACAUUUCGAUUUAUACAAACAAAUUGGAAUUGAUCCUCCACGUGGUGUCUUGCUGUAUGGACCUCCGGGAACUGGCAAAACAAUGCUUGUUAAAGCAGUUGCACAUCACACAACCGCGUCUUUCAUCCGCGUAGUAGGAUCAGAAUUUGUUCAAAAAUACUUAGGAGAGGGACCACGUAUGGUGAGAGACGUGUUUCGAUUGGCUCGUGAAAAUUCACCGGCUAUCAUCUUUAUCGAUGAGAUAGAUGCAAUUGCCACGAAGAGAUUUGAUGCACAAACAGGAGCGGAUCGUGAAGUACAGAGAAUUUUAUUGGAAUUAUUGAAUCAAAUGGAUGGGUUCGAUCAAACAUCAAACGUGAAGGUUAUCAUGGCUACAAAUCGAGCAGAUACUUUGGAUCCAGCAUUGCUUAGACCUGGUCGUCUUGAUCGAAAAAUAGAAUUUCCCACCCCAGAUCGUCGUCAGAAACGCUUAAUUUUCUCUACCAUUACCUCUAGCAUGAAUCUUUCAGAGGAAGUUGAUCUUGAAGAUU
This is a messenger RNA of Racocetra persica, 1024 nucleotides long. The record is from the annotation of a GenBank genome assembly. NCBI's taxonomy places the organism in Eukaryota, Fungi, Glomeromycota, Glomeromycetes, Diversisporales, Gigasporaceae.